GUGAGAGGUGGAGGUGUAGGAAUGUCUGGUUUUGGUUGCACAGGACCGGAGUUUAGUUGGCACUAGUACGCCUCAAGGCUCGCACACACGUCGACGGGUUGGUUUAACGGGUGUAGGCUAAGGCGAAAAUAAAGGGCUUUGCCGCGUGGAUUCGCGAGCGAUAUUCCGCGGCUGUUUGGCUGAUGUUAUUGUUGUUACUGUCGCCGUUGUCUUCGCGUCCAUCUGUGGUUUCCAUCGUAUUCGCCCCUUGGUUUCGUGCUGUGUUUUGAUUUUUUUUUGCUACGGCAAUUCGCGAGCGGCCAUAUGCAUUCCGGUGCAGUUGGAUCCCGGUGCUACUGGUGCACGUGAGCGUUUCGGAACGAGAUCUUUUUUGUUUUCCCGUUUGUUCCCGGUCGAUCCCGUCGAGUGGAAAUCGUGAGAAAAUAGUUUUUUAUUCGUCGCUGUGCUCCGUGGAUUACUUGCCGUCGUAGGGAAAAUAUCAAACCAUUCUGUCGUGACCGUAUCGGAUGUGUGAAGCUGAAAACAUGUUAUGAUCUAGUGUGUAGCAGUGAGAAGAUUUGAAAAAAAAGCAAACAAACAAAAAGUCGUCAGUUGAGAAUACCAAGCAUAGCAGGCUUGGAGAAGGGACGCACAAAACAGUCUCAAAAUUGAUACCUCAAAUCCCCUCCGUCUGAGUGGUGGUGUCGCUGGAGGAGGCCGGAUUGUUCCGAGUGUUGUUACUGUUGCCACUGGUGCUGGUGCCGCCGACAGUCGAGUGAGCACCGAUACGAGUGAAUUUCGACGCAGGCUGGCUACGGCCGCUAUGCUACUGGGAACACAAAAUCCGGCGGCAAUGGCAGCCGCAGCGGCCGCAGCAGCUGCCCUGGCCGCUUCCAAAGGUUCGGAUGGAUCCGGUUCCGGAACCGGUAGUGGUGCGACGGAUUUUUCGAUAGCAGCCAUAAUGGCGCGAGGAGCCGCUGCAGCGGCUGCAUCCGCCAGUGUCAGAGCAAACGGCAGUACCGGCGGUGGAAGUUCCAGCCGGGAGCCCUCGGAGAGAAGUCUGAGUCCAAUAUCGGUCGAUCGGUUCCCGGAGGGCGAUGACGAUGCCGACGUCGAUGUGGAGCAGUGUAGUGACUCGGAAACGCCUUCACGUGGCACCAAAAGGGGCAACCAUUCGCGGACUACGGGCACACCAACCAGUCCGUCCGAUGAGGACCGUUUGACGCCGGAACCUGCCUCGGUAAGGAUUGCACGGAAAAAGACAAAAUCGCGGAUCGUUGGAAGCUGCAACUCUGAAGAUCUACGGCCGGUGCAGUGUCAUCUGGAAACGAAAGAACUGUGGGACAAGUUUCACGAUCUCGGUACGGAGAUGAUCAUCACUAAGACGGGACGACGUAUGUUUCCAACGGUGCGGGUGUCCUUUUCCGGACCACUCCGGCAGGUUACCCCCGCCGACCGGUAUGUGGUCCUGUUGGAUAUCAUUCCGAUGGAUAACCGGCGCUACCGAUACGCGUACCAUCGGUCCUCCUGGCUAGUGGCUGGUAAGGCUGAUCCACCGCCACCGGCGCGACUGUACGCCCAUCCGGACACCCCGCUGGGAGCGGAAGCUCUACGGAAGCAGGUCAUCUCCUUCGAAAAGGUCAAGCUGACCAACAACGAGAUGGACAAGAGCGGUCAAGUAAGUAUUGUCCUCAACUCGAUGCAUCGCUACCAGCCCCGAGUUCAUCUGGUUCGUCUCGGGCCCGGUCAGCAGGUUCCUACAUCCCCGCGGGAACUGCAAGAGGUUGACCACAAAACGUACGUCUAUCCGGAGACGGUUUUCACGGCCGUAACCGCCUAUCAGAAUCAGCUCAUCACCAAGCUCAAGAUCGAUUCCAACCCGUUCGCCAAAGGAUUCCGGGACUCAUCCCGACUGACGGACUAUGACAGUUUCCCAAGCAUGGACCCAAUGGACGCCCUGCUUCUGGAGCAGCACCUGCGUGCCCCACUGCGUCUCUUCCACGAUCCAAUGCUGGCCCAAUUUUCCAUUGGACCCAGCCAGGACAUGGACGGUGCUCAGGCGGCCUUCAUCGAGAAAGCUCGCCAGCACCUGCAAAUAUGGGGUCGUUCACCGUACAGUGAUCUGCUGUUGCCGCAAAUAUACCAGCGUCCCCCGCAAAUGGGAACGGCAAUGAACCUGGGAGGACUCUGGCAAAGCCAGUGGUCUCCGCAGCUUCCCCCGGCAUUUCUACAGAAUGCUGCAGCUGCCGCUGUUGCUUCUGCUUCGACAGCCUCUACUCCACCGCCACCGGUUUCAACACCCACCUCCAGUUCCGGAUCUCCAUCGCCGUCGGAUAUGCGGGCUAAGCACUUUGCCCGCUUCAGUCCCUAUCAGCUACCGCCCCAGCACAUGAUGUCCCACAAUCAACCUCAGCCACCCCCUUCGCCCAGAAGCCCAUCCAACUAGGGAAGCCGACUGGCUAUUAAUGCGUAAUUAUUGAUUAAUCGGAAUCAUCGUUCAUCGUACUCCACCGAAAAAAAAACUGAAAUAGUUUAGUUUUGUUUUUGUACAAUUGUAAAUAGUAGUGUCGAACACCGUUAUUUAUUUGCUUAUUUCCAUAGUAUUUUUGUUGAUCAUCUAAUUGUUGAAAUAAAUCCGGAGUAACUUAAAAUGACUAUAUACAUAUAUGACAAAAGCUAAUGAAGGCAAAUCUACUGCGAGUAUUUUAGCGUAACACUAAGAAGUGAAUUUUAUCGACAUACAAGAUGUGAUGAAACUAAGCGAAUUUCAUGUGUAUAUAG
This is a messenger RNA of Topomyia yanbarensis, 2760 nucleotides long. RefSeq names its product T-box protein H15-like. Gene Ontology annotation, biological process: cell fate specification; heart development; regulation of transcription by RNA polymerase II. NCBI's taxonomy places the organism in Eukaryota, Metazoa, Arthropoda, Insecta, Diptera, Culicidae. The record is from RefSeq and is a predicted model, not a curated record. The transcript has 7 exons. Gene Ontology annotation, cellular component: nucleus. Bases 803 to 2425 code for a protein of 540 amino acids. Gene Ontology annotation, molecular function: DNA-binding transcription factor activity, RNA polymerase II-specific; RNA polymerase II cis-regulatory region sequence-specific DNA binding.